Molecule: messenger RNA, 1658 nt
Organism: Hibiscus syriacus
Lineage: Eukaryota; Viridiplantae; Streptophyta; Magnoliopsida; Malvales; Malvaceae
Product: probable mitochondrial saccharopine dehydrogenase-like oxidoreductase At5g39410
Exons: 3
Coding region: 74-1447 (457 amino acids)
Biological process (GO): glycolipid biosynthetic process
Cellular component (GO): plasma membrane; mitochondrion; lipid droplet
Source: RefSeq, a predicted model, not a curated record
UUUUCUCGUAUUUCUUCUUCAAGCUCUCAUUUUCCGGGAAAACCAACAACAAAAAAAGGAAUUCGCUAAAAUCAUGCAAACAACUCAAAUCCAAAAUCCCAUUCCUCUCUAUGACAUAAUCAUCUUAGGGGCCUCAGGAUUUACUGGCAAAUAUGUAGUGAAAGAGGCUUUAAAGUUUCUAAAUAUCCCAUCUUCUCCUCUUAAAACAUUGGCACUUGCUGGUCGUAGCCAUGAAAAGCUUACCAAAACUCUUCAAUGGGCAGCUCCUCCUCCUUCUCCUGAUGUUAGUAUUAUCAUUGCUGAUACUACUGACCCAGCUUCGCUUUUGAGUCUUUGUAAUCAAACCAAGCUCUUGCUUAACUGUGUUGGACCUUAUAGGAUCCAUGGUGAGCCUGUUGUUGCUGCUUGCGCCUCUUCUGGGUGUGAUUAUUUGGAUAUAACUGGGGAGUCGGAGUUUAUGGAGAAAAUGGGGGCCAAAUACCAUGAAAAGGCUGGGGAGACAGGUUCCUUGAUUGUUUCAGCGUGUGGAUUUGAUUCAAUUCCUGCUGAAAUGGGGGUUUUGUUCAAUACGAGGCAGUGGGUGUCUCCUGCUGUGCCCAACCAUCUUACUGCAUAUGUAAGUUUGGAGUCUGAUAAAAGAAUUGUUGGCAACUUUGCGACAUAUGAAUCUGCAGUUUUGGCUGUGGCAAACAUGGAUGAGUUGCAGGAGUUGAGGCGUUCCCGACCCAGGAAACCUACACUGGCAAUUCCUGGUCCACCUCCCCCGGAAGGACCAAGUAUAGAAUAUCAGGAGCAAAUCGGUCUAAGGGCUGUAAGGCUGCCCUCGGCUGAUGCUAUUGUUGUUCAAAGAACUCUUGUUACUCUGAUGGACAACCCCCGUGGUCUCCCUGGGAUUAAGGAGAGUCCUGAACAUACCGAAAAGAGAGAGGCCUACUGGUCAUCCGUCAAGCCAGCUCAUUUCGGAGUGAAAAUAGCGUCUAAAUCCCUUUUAGGCAUCUACCGAAUCAUCGGAGUUGGGAUUUUCAUCGGACUCUUAAGUAGAAUUUCAUUUGGGAGGUGGCUUCUCUUGAAAUUUCCCUCAUUUUUCAGCUUCGGCUGGUUCCGAAAGACUGGUCCCUCGGAGGAAGAGCUGAGGAGUGCAUCAUUUAAGAUGUGGUUUGUUGGAUAUGGUUUCAGUGACAGCAGCCUGGCUUCGGAAACAAACUCGAAACCCGACAUGCAAAUCAUAACGAGAGUAACAGGACCUGAGAUUGGCUAUGUGACAACUCCAAUAAGUCUAAUUCAAUGUGCUCUCAUAGUUUUGAGCCAACGCAAGAACCUACCAAAGGGCGGAGUUUAUACUCCUGGCAUCAUUUUUGGUCCGGAUCUCCAAGAGCGGCUGCAAGAGAACAGAGUUUCGUUCGAUCUUGUUUCAAAGACCACUCUCCGUGGCCCUACUGCUGCUUAAAACUGUGGUAAGUUUUUUGCAUAAUAAUAAUGUACUGUUGUUUUUCCUGUUCGGAACGUUAACUUGGUUUUGGAUCAGUUUCUUCUGGAUGAAUAAAUUGCAUAUAACAAUGUAGACAUGUUUUUUUUUGUUUGUUACAACGCUAAACAUUUAGCAACACUGAAAGUUGUUUACUUUCUUUUGAGUUCUGAUAAAAUUAUCUGUUUUCUGU